CACACACAGAGUUUAGAGUCAGCUGAAGAAAUGGCAAGCAAUGGACUUGAACUUGAAAUCACUGAGCUCAGAUUAGGCCUUCCGGGGAGUGGCCAUACCUCAACUUCAAAACAUGACAACAAAAGGGUUUUCUCUGAGAUGAAUGCUAAUGAAGGAGGAGAUGAAAGAAGCAGCACCGACUGCGAUGGUGCUGACCGGAGACGUUCGAAGAAAAACCAAGUUGUUGGGUGGCCACCGGUUUGCUCUUACCGGAGAAGGAGCAACGGUAAUGACAAAGAUCUAUCCGAAACUUCGAAGAUGUAUGUGAAAGUAAGCAUGGAUGGCGCCCCUUAUCUUAGAAAAGUUGAUCUUGGAAUGCAUAAGGGAUAUUCAGAUCUCGGGAUGGCGAUGGAGAAUCUCUUCGGUUGUGCAAUUGGAAGCUCGGAUUAUGUCCCAAUUUAUGAAGAUCGGGAUGGCGAUUGGAUGCUUGUCGGCGAUGUCCCAUGGAAGAUGUUUGUUGAAUCAUGCAAGAGAUUGAGGAUAAUGAAGAGAUCCGAAGCUAAAGGGUUUGAGAUUCAAGUACCAAAAACUCGAAGUAGUAGUUCUCCAAGGAAACUUUAAAAGAUGAGGCGGAAGACGAUCGAUUGGAUCGAGUUUUCACAAUUUCCUUUUUUCAUCGAUUUGAAAUGUAUACAUACAAUAUAUAUAUAUACUCAGGAUCAUACCCUAACUUGAUAAUGUUAAUGA
This is a messenger RNA of Cucurbita pepo subsp. pepo (vegetable marrow), 726 nucleotides long. NCBI's taxonomy places the organism in Eukaryota, Viridiplantae, Streptophyta, Magnoliopsida, Cucurbitales, Cucurbitaceae. The record is from RefSeq and is a predicted model, not a curated record.